AUGGCUGAUCUUAAGUGGCCUGCGGCUCGCGUCCGCCAGACCUUCCUUGACUUCUUCGAGAAGAAGGGACACACCAUUGUUCCCUCCGGGUCUGUCGUCCCUCACAAUGACCCCACCUUACUCUUCACCAACGCGGGCAUGAACCAGUUCAAGCCAAUCUUCCUCGGCACAGUUGGCCAGACCGAUCCCAUGGCCAGCCUCAAGCGUGCUGCCGACACCCAGAAGGUUAUCCGUGCGGGUGGCAAACACAACGAUCUCGACGAUGUUGGCAAGGACAGUUACCACCACACCUUCUUCGAAAUGCUGGGCAACUGGUCUUUCGGUGAUUACUUCAAGAAGGAGGCUAUCGACAUGGCUUGGGAUCUUCUGACUAACGUCUACGGCCUUGACCGCGAACGAUUAUAUGUUACAUACUUUGAAGGCAACCCCGACCUCAACCUCCAGCCCGACCUCGAGGCCAAGCAGCUUUGGAUCGACGCUGGUGUCGCCGAGGACCACAUCCUUCCCGGAGACAUGAAGGACAACUUCUGGGAGAUGGGCGACCAAGGUCCUUGUGGCCCAUGCAGUGAGAUCCACUACGACAAGAUUGGUGGGCGCAAUGCUGCCAGCCUCGUAAACAUGGACGACCCUAUGGUUGUUGAGGUCUGGAAUCUCGUUUUCAUCCAGUACAACAGACAGGAGGACAAGAGCCUCAAGCCCCUUCCUGCCAAGCAUGUUGAUACUGGUAUGGGCUACGAGCGUCUCGUGUCUGCUCUCCAGGACACCACAUCCAACUAUGCUACCGAUUGCUUCACUCCUCUCUUCAAACAGAUUGAGCAAGUCACUGGUGCCAGAACCUACACUGAUAAGUACGGCAAGGACGAUGUUGAUGGCAUCGACACCGCCUACCGUGUUGUUGCUGAUCACAUCCGAACCCUGUCCUUCUCAAUCACUGACGGCGCGGUGCCUGAUAGUGAUGGCCGCGGCUACGUUGUUCGCAGAGUUCUUCGCCGUGGUGUGCGCUACGCUCGCAAGUACCUCAACGCUGAAAUCGGCUCGUUCUUUGCCAAGAUUCUGCCUGCCCUUGUUGAGCAAGUAGGUGACCAGUUCCCUGAUCUUGUCAAGAAGCAGGACGACAUCAUUGAGAUCCUCAACGAGGAAGAAGCGGCUUUCUCCCGUACCCUCGACCGUGGUGAGGCUCAAUUCGAAAAGUACGCUGCUGAGGCCACGAAAGAAGGCGUCAAGAAGCUCACUGGUGAUGUUGUCUGGCGCCUCUACGACACCUUCGGUUUCCCCGUCGACUUGACCAAGCUGAUGGCCGAAGAACGCGGCCUCGACAUUGACGAAGAAGAGGUAGAAGCUGCCAAGCAGAAGGCUCGCGAAGCCAGCAAGGCUGUCAAAGACUCUACUCAGACCUAUGCCAAACUCAACGUUCACCAGAUUGCCGAUUUGGAACAACAGCACAAGUUCCCCCGUACUGAAGAUGAGGGCAAGUAUGUGAACGGCGACACCAAGAGCAAGAUUCAGACUAUUUUUGAUGGAAAGGAUUUCCAAACCUCUACCAAGGAUAUCCCUGCAAAGACUCCUAUUGGUAUUCUGUUAGACAAGACCAACUUCUACGCCGAAUCUGGUGGUCAAGUCGCCGACACUGGCCGUAUCGUCAUUGAUGGCGUUACUGAAUUCAAGGUCAUGGACGUACAAAACUACGGUGGCUUUGUUCUUCACAACGGUUACAUUGAGUACGGUUCUCUGACUGCUGGCGACGAGGUUAUUUGUGAAUUCGACGAGCUUCGCCGCUCACCUAUCCGCAACAACCACACCGGUACCCAUAUUCUCAACCAUGCGCUCAGAGAAGUUUUGGGUGAGGACGUGAACCAGAAGGGUUCGCUUGUUGAUAACGAAAAGCUUCGAUUCGAUUUCUCCCACAAGACUGGUGUCAAGAUUGACGAGCUCAAGAAGAUUGAAGAGCUCUCCAACGCACACAUUCGCAAGAACCAAAAAGUUUACUACAAGGAUGUCGACUUGGAUAAGGCUCGUGAGAUUGAAGGCCUCCGUGCUGUCUUUGGCGAGACUUACCCCAACCCUGUCCGUGUCGUGUCCGUUGGUAUGGAUAUCGACACCAUGCUUGCUGACCCCAAGAAGGAGGAAUGGCGCCAGUACAGUAUCGAAUUCUGUGGUGGUACUCACGUUGAGCAGACUGGUCUCAUCAAAGAUCUCGUUAUUGUUGAAGAGAGCGGUAUUGCGAAGGGUAUUCGCCGUAUCAUCGCCUACACUGGCGAGGCUGCUCACAAGGUCCAACGGGAAGCUGUCGAGUUUUCGAAGAACCUCGACGAGCUCGAUGCCAUGCCCUUUGGCCCCGAGAAGGAGGUCAAGGUCAAGGCUGUUUCCCAGGCUCUCAGCCAGCUUGUUAUUUCCACUCUCACCAAGGAUGAAUUCAACCAGCGCUUCAACAAGAUCACCACUUCUGUUGUCAACGAACAGAAGAAGAAGCAAAAGGCGGAGGCUAAGACUGCUCUCGAUGCUGUCCUCAAGUACUUUGAGGAUAACAGGGAAGCCAAGUGGUUCGUUGGCCGCUUGCCUAUCAGCGCCAACGCCAAGGCUCUCGGCGAUGUGAUUAAGCACUUCCAGUCCAAGGACAAGGAGAAGUCGGUGUACGUUGUCGGUGGAAGCAAGGAGGAAGGUGGUGUUGCCCACGCUGUCUACGUCGGCACUCACCUCUCGUCCCAGGGUGUCACUGCUGAGCAGUGGGCGGCGACCGUCUCUGACAUCGUCGGUGGCCGUUCGGGAGGCAAGGAGCCUGUUCGCCAGGGCCAGGGAACAAAGCCUGAGAGCAUCGAUGAGGGUGUCGAGAAGGCUACUCAGUGGCUGAACGAGAAGCUAAAGUUGUAAAACAUGAAUUAACUCAAACUAGGAACGUGAUUUUGUUGAUAGUUACGGUGUAUGCCGACCAGUAGCAUUUUUAAUGAAAAUUGAAAUUGAAUAGCUGUUUAUUGU
Messenger RNA from [Torrubiella] hemipterigena, 2973 nucleotides. The record is from the annotation of a GenBank genome assembly. NCBI's taxonomy places the organism in Eukaryota, Fungi, Ascomycota, Sordariomycetes, Hypocreales, Clavicipitaceae.